Molecule: messenger RNA, 1354 nt
Organism: Pelmatolapia mariae (spotted tilapia)
Lineage: Eukaryota; Metazoa; Chordata; Actinopteri; Cichliformes; Cichlidae
Product: CD276 antigen-like
Exons: 6
Coding region: 25-1332 (435 amino acids)
Biological process (GO): positive regulation of T cell proliferation; immune response; cell surface receptor signaling pathway
Cellular component (GO): external side of plasma membrane
Source: RefSeq, a predicted model, not a curated record
CCUCUUAUUUUAAUAAAGUUUUGAAUGAUUUUAAGCUUUAACGCAGAGGGGACGAUGAAGCGGUGUCUGCUUGCCCUGUCCCUCCUGAGCUUGUGGACUCUCGCAAUGGAAGAUACUGAGGAAUCCUGUAAUUUUAUGGAGAGAUGCAUCUUACCGUGCAGUUUCCAGAUUGGGAAAGAAAUCGUCAUCCACUGGUUUAAGACACCAAGAGACCUUCGUGUCCACUCGUACUACCACAGCAAAAACCAGUUUGGACACCAGGACCAGCGCUUCAGAAACAGGACUUCAGUGUUCCAGGACCAGAUCCGCAGAGGAAAUGCCUCACUCCAGCUGACAAGUGUGGAGGUUCAGGAUGAGGGCAGAUAUAAGUGCCACACCAGCACCAUCAAGGGAAACCAGGAGUCAUUUGUCAACCUAAAAGUAGAUGCUCCAGUUAAAGAAGUCAGUCUUGAUCAGGUUGAAAACUGGAUCAGCUGCAGGUCAGAGGGGAUCUACCCUGAACCUCAGCUCUCCUGGUCCACCAGCCCUCCAUCCAACAUCACCUUCACUAACACCACCACAGUCAAGCGGACUGAACAGGUGCUGUAUAACAUCAGCAGUUCUCUGAUGCUUUCAGCCGGUGUUUAUGACCUGCUCUUUAUCUGCACCAUCAGCACUCGCAGGAACAGGAGGAGAGCCACUUUGCAGAGACUAUCUCAUAUCAGUGGUCCCAGUACUGGUGUAACAGUCACCUGCACCUCUCCAAACACUUCACUCACCAACUUCAGCCUCGUCUGGAAAUUCAACCACACUCAGACCAUCGUGAACCAGACUGGGACCAACUUUACCUACUCGGUGUCAGAUGAGUGGAGGGAGAAGGUGAAGAAUGUGUCUAAGUCAGGCAGUCUCAUGCUAAAGGACUUAUCUGCAAAACAGGAGGGGCUGUACACCUGUAAGCUCAGUAAUGCUGAGGAGACUCACAUUACCCACAUCCACCUGAGAAUGAUCAAAGGACAUCACAUUAACCUUGUAGCCAUUAUCACAGCUUUGGGGUCUGGAAUUGUACUGAUCGGCUUAUUGACAACUGCUGCAAUCUGCAGCACACAGAGAAGGUCAACGCCGAGUGUUACCAACACCAGGACCAUGUCUGAGACUGCAAAUCCUGAGCAUCCUGAGCCUGAACCUUUGCAGCCAGAGCUACAGUGUCCUUAUCCAACUGAUCCAGGGGCUCAGUAUCCAGAGGUCCCCAAACCAGCUGAUCCAGAACCCAGGAGCCUCAGGUUGCCUGUGUCAAAAGAACCAAAGACCUGCACUAAGAAGAUUAUCUCUAGUCAUGAUGGUGCCAUACUGUAAAUUUGGCUUUUUCUUCAAUCAU